CAAGAGCAUUAGCCGUAUCGCCGAAUAUUACCAAUUGGAGAGCGUGAUUCGAUGGGCCAUUUACCGCUUCCCCAAAGUGGGGAAUAUUUCCGUGCAUCUGGGGAUGGACAUUUCUUGGUAACGGUAUAAUUGAGGCCGAGAUCGCAUUUGUACAGUACUCUCUUCAUUCGAUUGUGUUGUAUUCCCAUCGUCGGUAUGGCGAAAACUUUCGAUGCUGCGGAAGUUGCGAAGCACAACACGCCAGCGGAUUGUUGGGUGUGUCUAUACGGCGAGGUAUGGGACGUCACGGAAUUUCUCCCCAGCCACCCUGGAGGCUCGAAGAUAAUUCUGCAGCUGGCCGGCCGUGAUGCGACAGAGGAGUACGACCCUAUACAUCCGCCCGGAACGUUGGAAUCGAAUCUUAAGCCCGAAGCAAGAUUGGGGAAGAUUGACCCCUCGACACUACCCAAACCAAAGGCAGAUGGAGCAGAGAAGGAACAAGAGAAGGAAGGGCCGCCAGACAUGCAAAGUCUACUGAAUUUGGAGGAAAUAGAAGAAGUGGCUACGAAGCAAGUUUCAAAGAAGUGUUGGGCAUACUAUUAUUCCGCUGCAGACGACCUUGUCUCCAAGAGUUUCAACGGUCUUGUUUACAAGCAGAUCCUGCUUCGGCCCAGAGUCUUUGUCGAUUGUACGAAAUGCGACACUUCUACCACACUUCUCGGGCACAAGGUUGGGAUACCGUUGUAUGUUUCACCAGCAGCAAUGGCAAGGUUAGCACAUCCAGCGGGAGAACUUGGUAUUGCACAAGGUAUCAGCACAUUUGGAGCCAUGCAAAUUGUUUCAAACAACGCAUCCAUGACACCCGAACAAAUUGUGGAAGGUUCAUUACCUGGGCAAAUUUUUGGGUGGCAGUUAUACGUACAAAAUGAGAGGAAGAAGAGUGAGGAUAUGCUGGCACGGAUUAACAAGAUGUCGGACAAGUACAAAUUCAUCUGUUUGACUCUAGAUGCGCCUGUUCCUGGUAAGAGAGAGCACGACGAGAAGCAAAAGGAUGUCGGCGCAUCGCUGCCGGUGUCAUCUGCCGUGAAAGCGGGUGAGAAGGCAGGUAGACCUGGCGGAGGUGGUGUGGGCCAACAACUCUUUUGGGGAACUGCUGCAGAUCUGACUUGGAAGACUACCCUACCUUGGCUAGCCAAGCACACGAAGCUACCCAUCGUUCUAAAGGGUCUACAGACACACGAGGAUGCAUAUCUAGCAGCACAGUAUGCUCCUCAAGUGAAGGCUAUUAUACUAUCCAACCAUGGCGGUAGAGCGCUUGAUACAGCGCCACCGGCUGUCCACACGUUACUCGAAAUCAGGAAGUAUUGCCCAGAAGUAUUCAACAGGAUCGAAGUAUGGGUAGAUGGAGGGAUCAAGAGGGGGACGGACGUCGUGAAAGCACUAUGUCUAGGUGCUAAAGCAGUUGGCGUCGGGCGACCAGCACUUUUUGGCCUUGGUGCUGGUGGUGUCGAAGGUGUUCAUAGGACCUUUGAAAUCCUCAAAGCGGAGACGGAGACAUGCAUGAGACUUCUCGGAGUCGAGAAGAUCAGCGAGUUAGGCCCUAAACAUAUAAACUCACGAGCUGUCGAACGGGAUAUAUACGAUGGACAAGCGGGAUUGGAGAAGCUUGGGUUAUGGGUGAAAGCCAACUUGUAGAAUCUUCCAAGAAGAUCAAUAGAGAGCAUUUAAUACAUAAGUUCAUUACCAU
Molecule: messenger RNA, 1726 nt
Organism: Mollisia scopiformis
Lineage: Eukaryota; Fungi; Ascomycota; Leotiomycetes; Helotiales; Mollisiaceae
Exons: 4
Coding region: 196-1674 (492 amino acids)
Molecular function (GO): oxidoreductase activity; heme binding
Source: RefSeq, a predicted model, not a curated record